AUGGCUCCUCAUAAGAAAAAGAUCGAGGCGUAUCUCGACUGUGUCUCUCCUUAUAGCUUCCUCGCGUUUUCAUACCUCUCUCAACGCAAACAGGCACUUGAAGACCUGAAUGUCGAAAUCGAAUUUAUCCCAGUAUUCUUAGGUGGGAUUAUGGCGAGUUCGGGUAACAAACCGCCUAUGGCUCUCGCCGCCAAGUCCGCCUACUCGCCGUAUGAUAUUAAGCGAGCGCAGAAGUACUUCGGAUUGAGGUUCAAAGUUCCAGAGUUUUUUCCCUUCCUGUCUUUGUUGCCGCAAAGAUGCCUCACCCUUGUCAAAGAAGCAUAUACGGAACAGUACGACGCCCUGCAUAAAGCAUGUUUCCAGGCCCUGUGGCUCGACCACAAGGAUCUUUCCAAGCCGGAAAACAUGCUUGCAGUCCUGCAGGCUGUCUUCGGCGCCGAGCAAGCGCCCAAAAUUCUGAAAGACUCCCAAGGCCCGGAUGUCAAGAAGAAGUUGAAUGAUGUAACAAAGCAUACUGCGGAGACAUUAGGCGCGUAUGGGUGUCCUUGGUUCUGGGUGCAUGAUGGCAAGGGGAAAGCUGAGCCCUUCUUUGGAAGUGACAGAUUUCACUACAUGUGGGAUUUUCUAGAUCUCCCGCACCAGGAUCUGGAGCUAGUACCUGCGCCGGCCUUGGGGAAGCUGUGA
This is a messenger RNA of Clonostachys rhizophaga, 684 nucleotides long. Lineage: Eukaryota; Fungi; Ascomycota; Sordariomycetes; Hypocreales; Bionectriaceae. The record is from the annotation of a GenBank genome assembly.